This is a messenger RNA of Diaporthe batatas, 225 nucleotides long. RefSeq lists its product as uncharacterized. Bases 1 to 225 code for a protein of 74 amino acids. The record is from RefSeq and is a predicted model, not a curated record. The transcript has a single exon. Lineage: Eukaryota; Fungi; Ascomycota; Sordariomycetes; Diaporthales; Diaporthaceae.
AUGAGAAUCCAAGCUAGUAUCCUUCUUGUUUUCAUCUCGUCCGCCCUGGCGGAUGGGCCCUGCGACGUGAAUAGCGACUCUUGCCGGUCUGUCAUCAACGCGAGUGCCUGCUUCAACAAAUUCCUUUCUUUUGGAAACAAGGACCAGGUGCUGAGUUGCCUUACUGGCACGGAUGGGACAGCUACGAACCAGCAGAAGGUAAACUCAUUAAUCCAACGGCUGUGA